AUGGCUCCAGCAGUUGAUCCAACCAAGUACCGCAGCAUCGUCGGCUCUCUGCGCUACUUGGUGAACUCCCGGCCAGACCUUGCCUACUCGGUGGGGUAUGUCAGCCAAUUCAUGGAGAAUCCCACCACCGAGCAUCUUGCUGCUGUCAAGAGGGUGCUCAGGUACGUUGCAGGCACUCUGCAAUUCGGUUGCUGUUACAGAAGGAAGAAAGGAGCUCAGCUUGUUGGGUACAGCGACAGUGACCUGGCGGGCGACAUCGACACCCGCAAGAGCACGACCGGAGUCGUCUUCUUCCUCGGCGGCAACCUGGUCACCUGGCAAGCGCAGAAGCAGCGUGUUGUGGCUCUGUCAUCAUGCGAAGCAGAGUACAUAGCUGCCGCCACAGCUGCCUGCCAAGGUGUCUGGCUCACUCGUCUCCUAGCAGAGAUCAAGGGAAAGGAGGCAGGAGCUUUCGCACUCAAGAUCGACAACCAGUCCGCCGUCGCGCUCAGCCGGAAUCCCGUGUUCCAUGAUCGAAGUAAGCAUAUUGAUGUCAAAUACCAUUAUAUCCGCGAGUGCAUCGAGGAGAACAGGGUUCAGGUCCAGUCCAUUGGGACGUUGGAGCAGCUGGCGGACAUCUGCACCAAGGCUCUGGGGCGCGAACGAUUCUGUGAGCUGCGCUCUAAACUUGGUGUCCGUCAUGUAGGCAAGGCUUAG
Molecule: messenger RNA, 696 nt
Organism: Panicum virgatum (switchgrass)
Lineage: Eukaryota; Viridiplantae; Streptophyta; Magnoliopsida; Poales; Poaceae
Product: secreted RxLR effector protein 161-like
Exons: 1
Coding region: 1-696 (231 amino acids)
Source: RefSeq, a predicted model, not a curated record